Molecule: messenger RNA, 1481 nt
Organism: Anopheles darlingi
Lineage: Eukaryota; Metazoa; Arthropoda; Insecta; Diptera; Culicidae
Product: L-dopachrome tautomerase yellow-f2
Exons: 5
Coding region: 109-1368 (419 amino acids)
Cellular component (GO): extracellular region
Source: RefSeq, a predicted model, not a curated record
UGUAGCUGAUGUUCAGUAGUAGUCUGACGUUGAAAGGUUGACAAACUAGUUGGGAGCUCUGCACGACAUCAAAUAUUAUUCUCUUUAUUUGCCAUCCGACCAUUCGACAUGAAGCUUCAUAUUCCAAUACUGUUAGGCGUGAUUGUGACAUUGAGAUCGGAAGUGCUUAGUGUGAAACUUAAAGAAAAGUUUAAAUGGCGUGAUGUAUCAUUUGAGUGGCCGUCGGAAGCAACGAAACAGAAUGCUCUGCAUACCGGACAAUAUGUAGUCAAAAAUAAUCUACCGCUUGGAUUAGAACGCUGGAGAGAUAAAUUGUUCAUCACCGUACCAAGAUGGAAAACUGGGGUGGCGGCCUCUUUAACUUACGUCAACGUUUCUGACGACAUGACACCCAAACUACGUCCUUAUCCUAGCUGGAACGAGAACAUAUUGCCAACUGAACCCGUAAACGGACAAAACGAUUCUAACUAUUUAAAAAGCAAUUCUACCAUCAUUUCUACCUUCCGAGUGCGAGCCGAUGAGUGUGACCGUUUAUGGGUAAUGGAUACGGGAUUGGCAGAUAUUCUGGGAGACGCUGUGCAAUUCGCUCCACCAUCUUUGCUGCUGUUUGACCUAUACACUGAUAAACUUAUUCGGCGACACUUUUUCAACAGUUCAUUACUGAAAGAAGACUCCUUUUUCGCGAAUGUGAUUGUUGAUACCGAACGAGGAGAUUGUGACAAUGCUUUUGCGUACGUUCCAGACUUAGGAAGCUAUGCCGUAAUCGUUUACUCUUUUAACGAAGAUCGAUCCUGGCGUGUGAAGCACAAUUUCUUUCACUUUGACCCACUGGCUGGUGAUUACAACAUAGGGGGCGUAAAUUUCCAAUGGACAGAUGGUGUAUUCGGAAUGGCUGUUGGAAAGCGAACGAGCGAUGGUUCACGGCCUGUAUACUUUCAUGCUUUUUCUAGCACCAAAGAAUUCAUGGUUCCCAAUGUUAUAUUGAAAAAUGAAUCAUAUGCCCAAAACCCGCAAUCCUACUACGAUUUUAAGUUGCUUGGUGACCGCGGACCGAAUUCCCAAUCAUCUGCUGAAUUCUAUGACACAGAAACUGGGGUUAUUUUCUAUACACAAGUAAACAAGGACGGAAUAGGCUGCUGGAAUACGGCCAUGCCACUAAACGCGGACACUCAAGGCUUAGUCGACUCUGAUAGCGAUGCUUUGGUUUUUCCAAAUGAUUUAAAAGUUGAUAGCGACGGUCAGCUAUGGGUACUGUCCGACCGUUUGCCAAUGUUUAUUUUUACCAGCUUAGAUGAAGAGCAGUAUAACUACCGAAUUUUGGUAGGAGAAACUAAGGAAAUGAUUAAAGGCACUCCAUGUGACAACUAGGUAGGAUGUAAAGGCACAUCAAAUGUGCAUAAUGUAUUAUGUCAACAAAUUACUGUUGGUAUACUGAUUUUUAUUCAAAUGAUGAUUGAGAAUUAUAUUGAGAGUUAAAUAGC